GGGGCGGAGCCAGGAUCUUACCCUGUCUUAGAGGAGCCGGAAGCGCCAAGUGAGUGCGGGGCCGAGGACUCUUACUUGCUGACCGUGUGCACUCAGCUAGAGGCAGUGGCUCCGCGUCCCGAAGGUCCAGUGGGCAGCUCCCCAGCACCAGCCAUGAACUACGUGGGGCAGCUGGCAGGGACGGUGUUUGGGACGGUGAAGGAGCUGUACCGGGGCCUGAACCCGGCCACGCUGAGUGGUGGCAUUGACGUGCUGGUGGUGAAGCAGGUGGACGGUUCCUUCCGAUGCUCGCCCUUCCACGUGCGUUUCGGCAAGCUGGGUGUCCUGCAGUCCCGGGAGAAGGUGGUAGACAUCGAGAUCAACGGGGAGCCUGUGGACUUGCACAUGAAGCUGGGGGACAGCGGGGAGGCCUUCUUCGUCCAGGAGCUGGAGAGCGAUGAGGAACACGUGCCUCCCCGCCUGUGCACAUCGCCCCUCCCUUGGGGGGGCCUGUGCGGGUUCCCCUUGGACUCCCAGCUGGGCACAGCCAGCAAGCCUGAGCCCGUCGUCAUGGGCGUGGCCUCCACAGGGCAAAAGAAGAGGCGUCGCAGGAGGAAAUCCAGGCGGAAGGAGGACGCGGUGGCAGCCGAUUCUAGUUCUGAGGAGCUGGAGGCGGUCACUGAGAGUGAGCUGUCCCCGCUAGAAAAGCCAAGGCCGGAGCCCCCAGGCAGCGUCCAGUCGGAAGAGGACUCCUCACCACAGCCCAAAGACAUCUACUCCUUCUCUGAUGGCGAGUGGCCCGCCCAGGCCAGUCUCUCGUUGGGUGGGCUGACAACCCCUAAGAGCGACUCGGAGCUAGAGGUUCGGACCCCUGAGCCCAGCCCACUGAGAGCUGAGUCCCACAUGCAGUGGACCUGGGGGAGGCUGCCUAAGGUGACCAAAGCCGAGUGGCCCGAGUCCUUGAUGAUCCCUGAUGGCAGCACCGGGGCAGCCUCUCCUCCUCAGGGAGGGCCCAGCACCUCCUCUGCCUCUGUGGCUGGUGUGGACCCCUUGGGACCCCCAAUCAUGCAAACAGGGGCUGGCUCUGACCUUCUUCGGCCAGACACAGAGGUGCCCGCUCUGGUGGGUCCCCCUGUCCCCGCCCCUGAGAGAGAGGAGACCAAGACUCGGAGGUCCGGGGAUGCAGGCCUCCCUCCUCCCUCUAAAUCGUGGAGCUGGGCCGCUCUGGAGGGCCCAGUACCCACCGGGCAGCCAGAGGGGGUCUCCAGAAGGAAAGGCUCCCUGAAGAGAAGCCAGCACCUGGGCCCCAGUGAUAUCUACCUGGAUGACUUGCCCUCCCUGGAUUCUGAGAAUGCGGCCCUUUACUUCCCCCACAGUGACUGUGGGCUUGGGGCCAGGACGUGGAAUGAACCCAGCAGCCAGAAGCCCCUGGGGGACCCCAACCCCGAGCAGGAGCCAGAACCCACUCCGGACACAGUGGACACGAUAGUGCUGUCCCUCUGUGGGGGACUAGCUGACAGCUGGGACAUCUCCCUGGAGAAGUUCAAUCAGCACAUCGUCUCCUACCAGGACCUCGUCCAAAACCCUGGGCUCCUGGAUGACCCGAACUUGGUAGUGAAAAUCAAUGAGAAGCAUUAUAACUGGGCUGUAGCCGCCCCCAUGAUCCUCUCCCUGCAAGCCUUCCAGAAGAACUUGCCCAAGAGCACUAUGGACAAGUUGGAGAAGGAGAAGAUGCCCCGCAAGGGAGGGCGGUGGUGGUUUUCCUGGAGACGCAGGGACUUCCCGGCCGAGGAGCACAGUGCCCAGAGGAAGAAAACCACAGCCAGAGAGCAGCCGGGGGAGAAAACUGAUGUCCUGAGCAGUGAGGAUGAUGCCCCAGACAGCCCUGUGAUCCUCGAGGCCCCCUCCCCACCACCCUCGCCUCCAGCCUACACUCCUACCUACAAGAAGUCCCUCCGCCUUUCCUCCGAUCAGAUCCGGCGCCUGAACCUGCAAGAAGGUGCCAACGAUGUGGUCUUCAGCGUGACCACCCAGUACCAGGGCACCUGCCGCUGCAAGGCCACCAUCUACCUGUGGAAAUGGGAUGACAAGGUGGUCAUCUCGGACAUUGAUGGCACCAUUACCAAGUCAGACGCUCUGGGCCACAUUCUGCCCCAGCUAGGGAAAGACUGGACACACCAGGGCAUCACCAGUCUUUACCACAAAAUCCACCUAAACGGGUACAAGUUCCUGUACUGCUCAGCACGGGCCAUCAGCAUGGCUGACCUCACCAAGGGGUACCUGCAGUGGGUGAGCGAGCGGGGCUGCGGCCUCCCCAAGGGCCCCCUCCUGCUGUCUCCCAGCAGCCUCGUCUCUGCCCUCCACAGGGAGGUGAUUGAGAAAAAGCCAGAGGUGUUCAAGAUCGCCUGCCUGAGUGACAUCCGGCAGCUGUUUCUGCCCCACAGACAGCCCUUCUAUGCCGCCUUUGGGAACAGGCCUAAUGAUGUUAUUGCCUACCAGCAGGUGGGCCUACCUGAUUCUCGCAUCUUCACUGUCAACCCCCGGGGAGAGCUCAUCCAGGAGCUCAUGAAGAACCACAAAUCCACGUAUGAGCGGCUCGGGGAGGUGGUGGAGCUCCUCUUCCCGCCCGUGGCCCGUGGCCCCAGCACAGACCUGGCCAACCCUGAAUACAGCAACUUCUGCUACUGGCGGGAGCCACUGACCACGGUGGACCUUGAUGCCCUGGCCUGAACCUUUCCUGGCUGCCCCCUCUCCGUGGCCAGGCCCAGAACUGACCGGGUGUCCCAGGGCAUAGAGGGUUGGAAGCUGGGUGCCACAGGGCCAACCCACCGAAGGGGAGGACGGGGCUGCAGGCUGGUUGGCAGCCAGAGAGAGCCCCCUCCUCCCUAUCCUGUCUCCUCCCUCUGGCCAGCUGAGCUGCAGGGGGUGGGGCAGCUGCUCCAGGCCUCAGUGUGGCCCUGGCCUGUGGCAGUUAAAUGAUUGUCACCUGGGCCCUUGCAGGGUUCUCCAUGCCCUUGAUGUCUCUGUCCCUGUCACCCUGGGACUUUGCCUCACCUCCUGAUAGGACAGAGAGAAGAGGGAGGCCCCAGUGAGGCUUGAGGCCUGUGUGCACAGGGGAGGGUUGGCGGCAGCAGUGGGGAGAGAGGGGUUCAGUAGCAUCUGGCAAGAAGACAAUGCUCCCCACCCGCUUUGG
Messenger RNA from Ceratotherium simum simum (southern white rhinoceros), 3172 nucleotides. Lineage: Eukaryota; Metazoa; Chordata; Mammalia; Perissodactyla; Rhinocerotidae. The record is from RefSeq and is a predicted model, not a curated record.